Molecule: messenger RNA, 546 nt
Organism: Prunus persica (peach)
Lineage: Eukaryota; Viridiplantae; Streptophyta; Magnoliopsida; Rosales; Rosaceae
Exons: 5
Coding region: 1-546 (181 amino acids)
Biological process (GO): protein ubiquitination
Cellular component (GO): Cul4A-RING E3 ubiquitin ligase complex; membrane
Source: RefSeq, a predicted model, not a curated record
AUGGCUCAAACCAAGGUCACUCGGAGGGCAGCUACAAUAUCAGCAAGAGUAGCAUCAAUGGCAAUAGCAUGGGAACUCUUCAUUAACAUCCUUAUGACAAUUGAAGUUGCCAAGCAGAGAGCACUGGGUAGUGUGGGAGGUGUUGGAGGUGGAGGUAUUUUUGUACCAAUGCUUGCCUUGAUCAUUGGUUUUGAUCCCAAGUCUUCCACUGCCCUUUCCAAGUGUUCAACAGUAUACUUCAAUUUGAGACUUAGGCACCCAACACUGGACAUGCCCCUUAUAGAUUAUGAUCUGGCUUUACUCUUUCAGCCAAUGCUCAUGCUAGGCAUCAGCAUAGGAGUUGCCUUCAACGUCAUGUUCGCCGACUGGAUGGUCACAGUUCUACCUAUCAUUCUCUUCUUACGUGCAGCAGCAAAAGCUUUAAUGAAAGGCGUAGAAACAUGGAAGAAAGAGACAAUGAUGAAGAAGGAAGCAGAAAAGCAGUUGGAGUCGGAGUCCAAACCUGGUGUUGAGUGCUCAUCCAAGCAAACAUUCCUAUAUAUUUAG